GUUCCCUGAACGCCUCACACUGUUGCUUUUCUUUUUCAAAAAGGGGCGGAGCUUGGGUCCUUGUGCGGCUUUCAUGUACCUGCUGCCCACUUCACUCCCACGUCUUGAUUGGUCGUCUUGGGCAGAAUCCACUUGAGUGAUUUCAAACCCGAGUGUUUGGGGAGGUGGGGGGCUCUCCGGGCUCGUUGGAAGAGACUUUGUUCACCAUCACGCCAAACCGGAGCGGAGCGCCGUUCACCGAGGGUUCGAAUCCUGCCGGAGCUCGAAUAUGGAAUAACAUUGAAGGCAACACCAUCUAAAGAUAUCUGAGAUCUGAAAUUCCGCCGUCAUGGCCAAAAAUCCGUCCGAGGGGCCGAAGGAUGAAGUGAGCCAGCUGACGGAUGAGGAGCUGCUGCGGUCCAGCAAGGAGGACCUGGUCCGGAGACUGAGGCGAGUCGACGGGGAGAAGAUGAAUCUGAUGAUCGAGCACGGCAACAUGAUGAAAGACAUCAACCGGAGGCUGCAGGUGCACCUCCACGAGAUCCGGAGUCUGAAGGAGAUCAACCAGAAGCUGCAGGACGACAACCACGAGCUCCGGGAGCUCUGCUGCUUCCUGGACGACGACCGGCAGAAGGGCAAGAAGCUGUCCCGAGAGUGGCAGCGCUUCGGCCGCUACACCGCCAGCGCCAUGUGGAAGGAGGUGGGCACCUACAUGAUGAAGCUGAAGGAGCUGGAGGCCAACCAGGACACCGUGAUGAGGGAGAACUGCGAACUGAAGGAGAUCAUCCUCAUGCUGGACGAGGAGAGGAACGGGGCCGGCUCCAGGAGCUCUAUAGACAGUCAGUCCAGCCUGACCAACCUGAACGGGGGCACCGGGACCGUCAGGGAUGUUGGGGAUGGGAGCAGCACGUCCAGCACGGGGAGUGCCGGCAGUCCGGACCAUCACAACCACAUACACAAGCCCUCUGAGAACAGUAAGAUGGGCCCCACCAUAAGAAGAUCCAUGGAUGACCUGUCGGCCCCGCAUCACCACAGGAGCAUCCCCAACGGACUCAACGGCUCAUAACCGCUAUAGCUUAUCACAAAUACAGAUGAAGAAGCAGUGCAACCCAGGUGACCUCCGCGCCCUGAGGAAGGGAAUGACUCUGUACCACUCCGAGUCCCAGCUCUCCUCGCUGCCCCAGCGCCAGGAAGCCAUGCACAUGGGUACGUGCCGUCUACCCACCAGCGAAUCCUCACCUGCCACUGGAUACCUGUCCUGCGUGCAGAAACCUGAAGCUGUGGUGCAUGCAAUGAAGGUGCUGGAGGUCCAUGAGAACCUGGAUAAGCAGGCUCCGGAGGACUAUGAAGACGACCUCAGCGAGAAGGAGAAGGCCAUCGUGCGAGAGAUGUGCAACGUGGUGUGGCGGAAAUUGGGCGACGCCGCGGGAUCAAAGCUGUCCGUCAGACAGCACCUUUCCGGGAACCAGUUCAAGGGGCCGCUGUAGUUACCCGGCAACCGAUGUGGGAUCCGGCAGACACGACGAACGGACUGUCGUCCAUAUUUACAUGUACAGUUUUUACAUGUUUCUCAUCCCUCCAAGCUUAUGUUAACUGGCAGCUAGUUUCACCGACUCAUGCUUCCCGACACGACCCCCGUGUGACCGUCUACCACCCCCGCUGUAGUCGUGCCGGGGCGCCACGGAAGCGAUAAUGCGGCUGCAACAAUGUUUUUUGUUUGUUUUUUUUAAUAGUUGAGACCCUUUGUCCUGUCACGUGUAAAGGCCGAUUUCCACUGGUCCGUUUGCGAUGCGUCUCCGUUGCGUUAACAUCAUUGACAUGAAUAGAGUACAGUACGCACAUCGUCCAAUUUCACCAUUUUGGGACCAGACGAUGUUAGCAAGAAGCGAUUGGUCUGAGAAACGCUUCCAACGUUUGAGGUGGGGCCAGCGGACACCACAUGCUCUAAUUCAGACAUCUGAUUGGUCAGUUUAUAACUAGCAAUAAAGAAGAUAUGUAUAAUGGAAACAAAAAUUAGCUUUAGCAUGUUAAAAAGAGACACCAGAGGAAGAAUGCUUGUUCCGACAAACGAAAUGACUGAGUAAUCUCAGCAUAUUUCUCAAUAGACGUCUACAGGAUUUUUGAGUUUCUGGGACCAGCAGGUACUUCCUGUUCCUAUAUACGGUCUAUGGUUAUCACGAAAGAAUUCGAAUGUAAAGUAUUGACGCUUACAUCCCCUCCGUCCCGCCGCGACGCAAGCUUUACGCAGUUCCGUUUCCAGUCCGUCAACAUGUCAAUUUUGGGAUAAAAAGAAAGAGAAACAGGAAACGGUUGUGGAUUUCAAAAUAAAACUUCUUGUGUAUUUUCAAAACAAAAAUGUAUAAAGUUUAGUUUUAUAUUUGAGGUGACGUGGCCACACUAUCAUGUACGUUAAAACCAGAGAUAACACCGUGAUUAAUUUUGCAGUGAACGACAAAAAUGUAACUUCGGUAAUACAAAAGUUCAACAUCAUUUAUGACACAAAAUAUGCAUUUUACAACGUAUUUUUGAGAAAGAAGAGGGAAUGUGAGUCAUUGCUUACGUUUUAGAUGAGCGAAAAAAGCGGGACCAACUACUCAACAUGGGGGAGGGGCAGAACAAACCACUCCUCUGGAAGCGAGGGGGGAGGGGACAGAUCGGAUACGAAACAGAGUCAAAGUAAACUAACCGACGGUUAAACUAAACCAACUCUCAUCGCUACAGAGACGGACCAGUGUGAAUUCGGGGUCACUCCUUCCACACACUCCCCCGAAGUGGUCAGUGUGUUCCUAGGAUUAGCAUUUCUCAGUGAAGCCCCCCUGUGAUCUAGCACAUUUCGCUCAUGUAUGGAGAACUUAGGGAUCACUGUUGUGUAUAUGAUGUAUAGAACCAUAGCACUACUUCAUUUAUUACUAUUGAUUUGAUCUGUUUUAUAUUCUAGCAUGGCCAUACGAUCAAGAAUUCAGUUGUAGACCUGAAACCGGGUUUGCUUUUUUGGAUAUUUUUUUUUUUUAAUUCAUAAAACUUUAACCUCUCCUCUCUUUAAGCUCUAAAAAUUGAUUCGAUCUGUUGUUUCUGUUGCAUCAUUUUUAUUUUUUAUUUGUGAAACUAACUAACAAACCCCCGUAUGCUGUGUGCAUGCCAGACAAUCAUCUUCUCAGGUUGGAGGGCUGCAGCUUUACCUUCACCCAUCUGUGACUGUGUUUUUCUGAGGUGAGACUGUUCUCCUGCAGCUGUAGCAUCAGUUAUUUCUGGGUUAUUUUGGGCUCGUUUUUAACAGUUUUUCUGAAUCCACACAUAAAAAACUAACUGCAAAAAUGUGUUUAAAUUCCUAUUCACCCCAGUGAAGAGUUUCCGAUUUGAUUUCUGGAUUCAGUCUGUGCUUUUUAUAGGUGAGGCCAAGUCUUCCUUUUGAAGUCUCCACAUGAAAAACAAUAAGUAUCUGUUGAUGUCAGAGUGAACAAACUCAGAGUAUUUAUUGUUAAGUGUGAACAUAGAGAAACGGAGAGCGAUCAGAACCCCAACAGCCCGGGUCGCCGGGCAGAUUGGUUCUCCUCAUCUCUAGAACCAUUUUGUUCCAAAUUAGAACAUUUUUGAGGUGACCUAUUGCUUAAAAAAUGGGUCGAAAAGAAAAAAGUAUUAUUUUUUAAAGUGUCCUUUUUUCUAGGAACUGAUUUGAAGCCAUGAGACAAUUUUUGGAUACUAAAUGAAUAAAUGGUAUUUGGUUUGAGAUGCAUUGUUUUCCAAUGCGUUUUCAUUUGGAACCCAACUUUUUUUUUUUUUUCUAACUUUUAUGAUGCUUUUAUCUAUAUGCUAAAAAAAUAAAAAUAAAUCACAUGACAGAACCCGUGAACCUACAGUAUAAAUGUGUAUUCCUGCAACUAGCAUGACUAUAACUUGUUUUCAUGAAUUUCACUGAUACAAACAGUUGACAGGUAAAUAAAAAUAUGAUAGAACAUUUUUAGUAAAAUAUGAGAAAAUGAAAUAAAUGAGUUGCUUAACAUCA
Molecule: messenger RNA, 3982 nt
Organism: Oryzias melastigma (Indian medaka)
Lineage: Eukaryota; Metazoa; Chordata; Actinopteri; Beloniformes; Adrianichthyidae
Gene: ccdc85cb
Product: coiled-coil domain containing 85C, b
Cellular component (GO): apical junction complex
Source: RefSeq, a predicted model, not a curated record